Molecule: messenger RNA, 3123 nt
Organism: Phascolarctos cinereus (koala)
Lineage: Eukaryota; Metazoa; Chordata; Mammalia; Diprotodontia; Phascolarctidae
Gene: SLC25A40
Product: solute carrier family 25 member 40
Biological process (GO): mitochondrial transmembrane transport
Cellular component (GO): mitochondrion
Source: RefSeq, a predicted model, not a curated record
CCUCUUACAGGCUGCCGAGCCGGUGCCGGUCGUGAGGUGCUGCCCUGAAGAGGCUGCCGCGGUGGAGGGUCGCGGUGCCUCGGGAAGAUUGGAUGCGGUUAGCGGUGGAGGGCGGCGUCCCCCAUCACCUGGGCCCUUCCCGCCUCCGAGGGCUGCCCUAGGCGGCCAGUGAGCCAUAAGUUUUUCUUACCAGGUAUUAACAAUAUGGAUGCCGAACAUACAGGACAAGAGUUUCCCAGAGUGACACCUUUGCAGCAAAUGAUUGCCUCAUGUACUGGAGCUAUUCUUACAUCACUAAUGGUGACACCUUUGGAUGUUGUUAAAAUUCGUCUCCAAGUUCAGAACAACCCUUACCCCAAAAGAAGAUGUUUUUUAUAUUGUAAUGGACUGAUGGAUCAUCUAUAUUUCUGUGACGAGGGUAGCAACAAAGCAUGGUACAAGAAGCCUGGCCGCUUCAGAGGAACAUUGGAUGCCUUUUUGAAAAUUAUUCGAAAUGAGGGUAUAAAAUCCUUAUGGAGUGGUCUUCCCCCUACACUAGUAAUGGCAGUUCCUGCUACAGUUAUAUAUUUUACUUGUUAUGACCAAUUAUCUUUAUUUAUGAAGUCUAAAGUGGAAAAUGAAGCCUUCAUACCAAUUUUUGCUGGAAUUGUGGCAAGAUUAGGUGCAGUAACUGUAAUAAGUCCCUUAGAGUUGAUUAGAACCAAAAUGCAAUCCAAGGCAUUGUCUUGUAAGGAAUUACAUCUGUUUGUCAGACGGAAAUUAUCACAUGAUGGUUGGAUUUCACUCUGGAGAGGUUGGAGUUCUACUGUUAUGAGAGAUGUACCUUUCUCAGCAAUGUAUUGGUAUAACUUUGAAGUGUUUAAGAAGUGGCUUUGCAAAAACUCUGACAAACAUGAGCCAACUUUUGUGAUUAAUUUUACUGCAGGGGCAAUGUCUGGUUCUAUUGCAUCUGUUGUGACUUUACCAUUUGAUGUUGUAAAAACACAAAAACAAACCAGACUUUGGAGAUAUGAAACUCCUCAAGAUAUAGAUCUACACACCCUACCCACAUCAACAUGGGACAUCAUGAAGCAGAUUGUUUCUAAACAUGGAAUUUCUGGAUUAUUUGCAGGACUCAUUCCCCGGUUAAUUAAAGUUGCUCCUGCUUGUGCCAUUAUGGUCAGUACAUAUGAAUUUGGGAAGGCAUUUUUCCAUCAGCAAAACCUCAAACAGGAAUACCAUACUUCUGACAGUAUGGACUUGAAGUAAUUAUCAUGGUCAUAUUAUUAGCUGGAAGGUUCUCGGAAAUGUGUAAACUGCAAGUCUAUUUUUAAAUAUCUUUUUUUAUUUAAAAAAGUAUUAAUUUUACAAUUCUAAUUAUAAUUUAAUAACACAUUUUCUAUUUUAUCCUGUCUUUGGAAGAAUUUAAGAAAAUUCUUCCUUGGGUAUCCAUAACCCUUGUGAGAAAGGAAAAGAGAAAAGCUUGACAAGACAGCAAGAAUUUUUUAUUGAAUUCUAAAUUUUCAUUUGUUACCUAUUGUCUCCUAUGAGUCUGUCAGUUGUACCUAAACCAUGAUAGGAGUAGAGUGUUUAAAAAGAAAAGGCUAAUAAGUCUUUUGUGCAAAUCUUAAUCAUGUGCACAAGUAUUUAUUUUUUAUUGAAAUGGAAAUGGAAGACAAUUAUCAAAUAACGUCACGCCAGCACUUGCCAAAUAUUACCAAUGUGUUUUUAUUUUUAAUUCUGAUAUUCCUUAGUGUUUUGUUUGUUUGGGGUCCUUAUACAUAGUAGGAUUUCUUCUGACAAAUCAUAAUUGUUUUUUCUUUAUAUCCAGAAGUAAUCCUUUUUUGCUACUAUAAGCAAAAGGUACAUAUCUUUUGCUGUGUUCUGCCAAUUUUGAAGAAUAUGGAUACUGUUCUUGGAAACUUCGUAUUCAUUUCAAACUGUGGUUCAUUGCUUUAGAAAACUAGUCCUCUGUAUUUGGUUCAGAUAAGUUGAGCACUUGAAAAGGUAGCCUAGUUUGUGUUAUGGAUAAGAUAAUUGCUAAGAGCUAUGUAGAGUACUUUAGGUCCUACUGCUAUUGAGGUAGAAAUAAAAAAGGAAGUUUUUCAUUACUUUCUGAUGCUUCUAUUUAUAUACAUUCACUUUAGCAUCUAAAGAUUUGGCACAGAGCGUCCCUGUGCUUUUUAUUCUGUGAUUGAUAAGUAUCGUUGUUAUUUUCAUUGUUUUCCCAGCUCAGUUUUGUAGGCUUGUUCUAAUAUGCUAGAGAUUAUCACAUCAUCAGUGGCUAAAUAUUUUCAUGUUGCUUCCAGAUUUCACAUAUUACUACAUUUCACAUUAGUCUGCUGACCAUGAAAAUAAGCAGUAAUCGGGGGUAGCGGCAUUUUUUUUAAAGAAACUUUUCUUGUUAUAGGCCAAUAGUAUGUGACUAAGUGUCAGAAUGAAAUGAAGGAAGAUGUAAUGACAAAAUAGGAAAUAGCAUAAAUUUUAAAAAUUACUCUUUGAUCUUUUUUUUUCCUCAGAAUAAUUUAUAUGCUAUGAGACAAGCACUUUAUUAUGGUCUAAAUAUUUUUCAUGAAAAUGUGAAAAAUUUCAGAAUGGAAUAGUUGAAGGAGAUGGGAUUUAAAUAUUAUCUGGUAAGAGUUAGAGAAUUAACACAAUUAUACUAAACUAAGAAAGGGUUCACAUAUUUUGCUAAACAAAUAAUUUUAUAUCUCUUUAAGUUUUGAAUAUAACCAUGUGUGUAUUUUAUUUCAUCCUAUGUUGAUUUGUCUUACACUUGGAAACAGUAUGUAUGUAUAUUUGUUUUUAAUUCAUUUUCAUUAAAGAUUUUGCCUCCUUUCUAAAUUUAAGGUUUCUGUAGUACUUCUUAGUGACAAUAUUCUGAAAUUUUGUUAAAUUUAGAUAUAUGAAUGAUAUGCAUAUACACAGUGUAAGUUUAUGUAGGUUACCACUUAUUAACAAGCUUAAAAUUCUUAUUGGUACCUAUCACACUUAGUUUUAUUAUUUCUAUUUGCAUUGAUACUGAAAUGAAGAAAGUGUAUAAAUCUGUGUUUUCAAGUGGUAGUCUUUCCUUCUGUGUAUAUUUCAUCUUCAACGUCAUGGAUAAAUAUGACAAAGAUUAAUUAAAUUUCAUCUUUCUAUUUA